Messenger RNA from Ahaetulla prasina, 3446 nucleotides. It is a transcript of the gene SIAH2, whose product is annotated as siah E3 ubiquitin protein ligase 2. Gene Ontology annotation, cellular component: cytoplasm. Gene Ontology annotation, biological process: multicellular organism development; proteasome-mediated ubiquitin-dependent protein catabolic process. The transcript is spliced from 2 exons. Gene Ontology annotation, molecular function: zinc ion binding; ubiquitin protein ligase activity; ubiquitin conjugating enzyme binding. The record is from RefSeq and is a predicted model, not a curated record. Bases 294 to 1286 code for a protein of 330 amino acids. NCBI's taxonomy places the organism in Eukaryota, Metazoa, Chordata, Lepidosauria, Squamata, Colubridae.
UUGUCCGGGGGAGGAGCGGAAAGGGCUGUUGGGGGCGAAGGACUUGGCUCGGAGCGCCGCGGAGCUGGCCAGCGCGGAACGUCGGAGGCUUCUCUUUUGGAACGUUGAUACACUUUGGAACGUUCGCGGUUUCCUGCGGCGCCAAGGCGGAGGCCCCGAAGCCGCUUCUCUAAGGAACGGCGGCUCCAGGAAGACGCGGGGGUUGUUGUUUUGAAUCCCGCUGGCGGGCCCCUGUGGGGUUUGGGUGAGCAAUCUGCUCGGUGUCCGCAGUUCGAUGGUUUGUUCCGACCGAAAUGAGCCGCCCGUCCUCCGCCGGACCCAGCGCUAACAAACCUUGCGGCAAGCAGCAGCAGCAGCAGCAGCACACGCCAUCGCCGGCUGCUGCUCCCGCCGCCAACACCGCCGCCGCGGCCGCCACCAUCUCCGCUGCCGGAGCCGGCUCUUCCGCGGUCCCUGCCGCGGCCGCUGUGAUCUCGAGCCCUGGAGCGGGUGAAAGCAGCGGGGGGCCGGUAUCGCCUCAGCAUCACGAGCUGACCUCGCUCUUCGAGUGCCCGGUGUGCUUCGACUAUGUGCUGCCCCCGAUCCUGCAGUGCCAAGCCGGGCACUUGGUUUGCAACCAAUGCCGGCAGAAGCUGAGCUGCUGCCCCACAUGCCGGGGAUCCUUGACCCCCAGCAUCAGGAACUUAGCGAUGGAGAAAGUGGCCUCGGCAGUCCUCUUCCCUUGCAAGUAUGCCACCACAGGCUGUUCCCUGACACUCCAUCAUACAGAAAAGCCAGAUCAUGAAGACAUUUGUGAGUAUCGCCCUUACUCCUGCCCAUGUCCAGGAGCAUCAUGCAAAUGGCAGGGCUCCUUGGAAGCUGUGAUGUCUCAUUUAAUGCACGCUCACAAGAGUAUUACGACUCUUCAAGGAGAAGACAUUGUCUUCCUCGCCACAGACAUUAACUUGCCGGGAGCCGUUGAUUGGGUGAUGAUGCAGUCAUGCUUCGGCCAUCACUUCAUGCUGGUUUUGGAGAAACAGGAGAAGUAUGAGGGCCAUCAACAGUUCUUUGCCAUAGUCUUACUCAUUGGCACUCGCAAACAAGCAGAGAACUUUGCAUACAGGCUCGAACUGAAUGGCAACAGACGGAGGCUGACAUGGGAAGCAACACCACGAUCCAUCCAUGAUGGGGUGGCAGCAGCUAUCAUGAACAGUGACUGUCUUGUGUUUGACACUGCCAUAGCACAUCUAUUUGCAGAUAAUGGGAACCUUGGAAUCAAUGUGACUAUUUCUACGUGUUGUCCGUGAUUUUUUGUGUAACUUGUGAAACCAUGUGGUUUCUCUGGGCAUAGUGCUUUCAUGUUUUGCUGAGUCAUUUUUUUUUAAGUGGUAUUCAACUGUUGCCCUGUCUUUUCCUUCUCAUGCAAUCAUAAGUACAUGAGGAAGAGCAGGGAUUUGCCACCAGUGCCAUCACAAACCUGUCAUUCACUUUGGAGUGAUGUAACUGUAGUGUAAUCUAUAUAUGUACACUCCCUCCAUUGUAUGAAAUCUUGCACAAAUGUUAAUUACUGGGUGGCUAUACACCCACAUAGGGAGUGUAUCUUCAUACGUAAUACAAGUCUUACCCUGAGAUUUUAAUAAAAUAUACUCAUUGGGAAUUAUAAGAUUUAUCAGAAUAGUUACUAAAGCAAAAUCAAUGCCCUUUUAAUCCAGAAGGAAAGAGAUAUAUUUUUAAGAGUUUCACUGGCGUUUUAUAGAGGGAGAAACAAUGUCAUCUUCUUAAAAACAAAACUUUUUUAACACAUAGGGAAUAAAAGAGGUGGGACAUCCAUCAGAGGUAGAUCUUCAGUGCCUAAGGAGUCCAUGCACAAGUUUGGAAAAAUGAGGUGCUUAAAUAGACUACAGCACUUCUGGUUACAAGCAGGGAACACCAUAUUUAAACAAAUCCAUACAACAGAAACAUGGUACAGCAAAAAUGAUGUCACUAAAUUACAGCUUCCCUCCUAUAAGGCUGUGCUACUUAAGGGAUUUUUUUUUUUUUUACUGUGAGGGAAUUUUUGAAAAUGUGAUCAUUUACCUACAACAUGGAGUCUAUUUCUACAAUCUCAGUACUUUGAUGGUUCACUAUACUUCAUCUCCAGGAAGGAGCAGUACACUGCUUCAAGCAAUUGAUAAAGCCCUUGACCAUCUUUGUAACAAAAUAUUAAAAGGAAAGAGUAAAUAAACAGAAUGUGACAGUGUUGGAAUUGCUUUAUUUUUAAGCUUUUAAUACAUAGGAAUUUGUGGAUGUUCCAUUUUACACAGUAAUGCACACAGGAGAAAAAUGUACUUUAUCCAGUGAGUUUUCUUGCUUUUUUUCUGGCUGAUGAAUUGGUUGAGUUUUUAUCUUUUUUAAAAAAAUGAAUGUUUUCUAUUAGGAAUGAAGACUUGGAUAUCUGCACAGUGGGCCCACUUCAUCCACUCAUCUGUCUAUUUCUAUAAGAGUUGAAGAAACUCUUUGUCAGAGCUGCUUACCUAAGAGGUUGUAAAAAACACACACACACACUCACACACACACAAACAUGGCAUACUUCACAUACACAUUAAUAUUCUAAAAAGUGAUCUAGAAUAACAUAAGGGAAAUUGAUAUGAGGGUGGUCUUCUUUUCUGCUAUUUAAUUUUUUUUCUGUUGGCAUAGCCAGGUUUACUCUAGUUUUCUAAAUAAACCUUUUGCAAAAAAAAAAUAACUUGUGUGGGCUCUUUUACUGAAUAGAAAAAGAACAUCUGAGCAUCAACUUUGCAUUCAAUAUUCCUCAAUGGGACAGCACAUCUUAUGCGCUGGUCUAGUAAGCUUUUCCUGACACAGUGACAGUCAGUGAACAGAUGUGGAAUUUAUUCUAGCAGAACUGUAUUCCCAAGAUGUCACAUGGUCAUGACAUUAGUGAACAAAGUAUGUCAUGACACAUAUGAAGUCAUUCUGCAUGACCAUUACUAUCACCACAGAUCCCCAUGCUUCUCAUCUAGCUUUCUGACUAAAAAUAUAGGUGUUCAUAAUCCAUACUAGGCAGUGGUGGGAUUCAGCCAGUUCGCACCACUUCGCUUGUUAACUUUCUGAGCAGUUUGGCAAACUGGUUGUUGGAAGAAAUUAUUAGGGCAGAGAACCCGUUGUUAAAUUACUUGAAUCCCAUCACUGAUACUAGGGAUGAUAAUAGACUGGGGAAGGUUGAAGUUAACUCUUAGAAUCCUGGAAGCCAAAGAGAGCAUAGUUGCUUUGGUUUUGGACAUGUUUGGCUUUUUUCUCUAAUAAUAUAUAUUGAGUUUUAUCAAAUAACAAUGCAGAAACAAAUGAAGAAAACUGAGUGUUAUACAACAUGAAAGCAUCUGGUUUAAUUUUUGGUAGUGCUAGGAACUUAUUCUGUGGGAGGGUUUUUUUGGGGGGGCAGCUAUUUCCAACUAGUCAAAAAUAUACAGAAUAAUUAUUUGGCAUUC